AUGCGUGCUCUUGCCUUCAUCCUCGUCGGGCUCUACGGAGCGCUCGCCCUGCCUGCCACCCAUGGCGACAAUGUCUUGUGCACCAGCGACGCGCUCUUUACCUCGCUGUCCCGCGACGGACGGUCCUUCUGUUCCAGCGUGCUCGAAGGCCGCUGCCAUCAGGAGGCGACGCCGACGCAGUAUGCGACGUAUGACCCGACCGUCAUCUCUCAGCAUUGCAAAUGUGUCAUGACGACGGACACGUGCAAGGAGAGUGCCACGCCUACGGGCCUGUCGAGCCAUGACGGGGCAGAUGUGACAUCAGUGACAGUGACAAAGGACGGCUCGCUUGUCACGGUGACUGUCACGCAUACCCAGACGUCCACGACAGAGGGUGGCGGCGAUUCGGAGUCAGGGGGGCAAUCGACCACCCGACCCAUUACCAGCAGCGAUCCAACUUUUGGCACAACCGCCACCCCGGACUCGACCUCGAGCGGCAGUGAUGACGGUGCGCCCGGUCGUGCCAGCCCUCCUUCCUCGUCUAGCGGCUCGUCGAGGGUCGGCACGGGAACAAGCGACGCGACAAGUAGCUCCCAGGACCCGAAUAUAGGUGAUACCACUCGCGACAGCAGCACAGCGACCACAACUGACCCACGGUCUGGCUCGUCUCCCUCAUCUGGCGUACCGGAGCAGACGGGGUCAUCGUCCGAGCCCCGGCAGUCAAGCUCCUCUGGGUCGGCGCAGACGGACUCCCUCUCUUCGAGCACCGAAAGUGGCCGUUGGAACGCUUCCAGCACCUCGCUCGGGCUGUCCUCCACGGGCUCGCCUGGUACCGCCACCUCCGAUUCUUCGUCUUCCGGCCAGUCGUCGGGCUCUAAUGAUGGUGGUCCGGAAACGACAAGGUCCGACGAUACCCCGGAGUCUUCGACCACUGCCACGCUUGGUAGUUCAAACACCACAGCUCCCCCCUUGUCUUCCGAGACCGGGUCAACAAGGUCGGCCACAUCUCAGGCAGACCUGACCUCCGGCCCCGGCUCUUCGCCAUCAUCUUCUGGGGCCUCGUCACCCGGCUCGGCAUCUCUUUCUGUGAUCAUCCCCACGCUGCUUCCCAACACGACGACGGCGGCGGCAAACACGAGCAAUACCGCCAGCUCCGGGAUCACGACGACGCUGCCCCCCACAGCCAACACGACUUCGACGGCCACGGGGCCGCAGCAGACGCUCCCCGCCGCCAACUUCACGCAGGUGACGCGGACGGGCGCCGUCGCCGAGGAGACAUGCUACCACCUGCCGCAGGAUCCGCUGCACGGGCGUACGCGGCGAGCAAUGCUCCGCAACGACGAGCUGCGCGAGCACAACUACACGAUCCCCUUCCCGUACAUCGAGUCGGUCGACUUUGACGAGGACGGCGUCGACCCGCUGUUCCUGACCCUGCGCGACGCCGCCCGCGGCACGCACUAUAUUGACGUCUCGAGCCGCAGCCAGCUGUCGAUUGUCGACUCGCUCGGGAACGCCAUGACGCUUGACGGGCGCGGCGUCCACUUCUCGACAAACAGCUGCCGCUACGACGUGUCCAUGACCAUCGACGGCCUGUACGCCCAGCUGGCCACGCUCUCGGGCCAGGUUUGCUCCAAGGGCCGACUGCUGCUGCUCGAGCAGCGCAUGGACAACACGGCCUUUCGGCAGGCUGUGAAUCUGCGCGACCAGUGCGGCAACCCGGUCGACCGGGCCGUCCGCAAGUACCCGCUGCUCAAGGUUGGCGACAGCGAGUGCAGCGACGUCGGCGUCAGCGACGACGACGCCACCAAGGGCCGCUGGCUCUUUGAGUGCGCCUUUCCGGGGUCCGAGUCGGGCGCCAUGCGCUGCCAGCGGGCCGUCGCCACCGACAUUGUCAAGUUCCUCUUCGUGGCGCCCUUUGGCGGCUCGUGUCCCGACCUGUCGACCGUCAUCACCACGCUCGAGGCCACCAGCCAGGACUUUCUCACGCCGGCGUCGCUGCGCACCGAGCUCUACGACAAGGGCCUCAACGAGACGCAGCGCGGCGAGGCCGACCUGGCCGUCAUGUACUAUGAGCAGUUGUGGGAGAUUCUCAAGCAGGCCUUUUCCAAGACGCGCACCAAGCCGCCCGGCGUCGCCGGCGCCAUCCAGCAGUACGUCGACACGUACUCGUCGUUUGGCAGCUUCGAGAACGACCUGUGCCGCGACCUGCACGCCCCGGACCCGCCCCUCAACGUGAGCCUCCGCGCCGGCGCCGCGUACCUGCCGGUCGUCGCCGUCCUCUCGGCCCCGCCGCCGCGCCCGCCGCGGGCCCUCAACCUCACUAUCCAGGACCAAGCCAAGGUGGCCUGCUGCCCGCGCGGCAGCGUCUCCAACUACGGCCAGACAACGGCGGGCAACAACGGCUCCUGCACGUACCCUGACAGCGCCCUCAUCGCCAACUCGGGCUGCGUCUGCGGCCGCACUGCCGCCGGCGCCUCGGUCGCGUUCGAGUACUCCGAGUGCGAGAACUUUGUUGCCCGCUGCGCCACCGACGCCGACUGCGCGACCGAGGGCCAUCCGGGCUUCCUGUGCCUGACGGGCAGUUGCUGCGGAGGCGGCGUCUGCAUCGAUCCCUACGAGUGCUCCCGCAACGGGACAGGCUUGCUCGGCUAG
Hirsutella rhossiliensis is the source of this 2631-nucleotide messenger RNA. Its product is annotated as nuclear condensin complex subunit Smc4. Bases 1 to 2631 code for a protein of 876 amino acids. Lineage: Eukaryota; Fungi; Ascomycota; Sordariomycetes; Hypocreales; Ophiocordycipitaceae. The record is from RefSeq and is a predicted model, not a curated record. The transcript is spliced from 2 exons.